AUGAAAGCACCUUGGGAUCUUCUUGCUCUUCGCACUCAAUACUAUGAAGCCGCAAUCAAAGCUAUGUUAACAUCCAUAGGAGUUCCAUUAGAAAAGUUGAAAUUUGUGAGGGGAACUGAAUAUCAGCUAAAUAAAGAAUACACAUUAGAUGUUUACCGUAUGUCAUCUGUUAUAACUGAUCAUGAUGCUAAAAAGGCUGGAGCUGAGGUAGUGAAACAAGUAGAUCAUCCUUUACUGAGUGGACUUUUGUAUCCAGGUCUCCAAGCCUUAGAUGAAGAAUAUCUAAAGGUCGAUGCCCAAUUCGGUGGUGUAGAUCAAAGGAAAAUAUUUACCUUGGCGGAAAAAUACUUACCUCAACUUGGGUAUGCUAAGCGUAUUCAUUUAAUGAACCCAAUGGUACCAGGUUUAACUGGAGGUAAAAUGUCUGCUUCUGAAGAGGACAGUAAAAUUGAUCUCUUAGAUAGUCCAGCUAAUGUUAAGAAAAAGCUCAAAAAAGCUUUCUGUGAGCCAGGCAAUAUCACAGAUAAUGGUGUUCUUUCUUUCACCAAACAUGUUGUGUUUCCUCUAAUGAAAGAUGGUGAAACUUUCAAAAUUUGUAGAGCACAAGAGCAUGGUGGAGAUGCUGAGUAUACAAAAUUUGAAGAUCUUGAAACUGCUUUUGCUAAUCAAGAUAUUCACCCUGGAGAUUUAAAAGCAUCUGUUGAGCAAGCGAUAAAUAAACUUUUAGCGCCAAUUCAAGCGAUAUUUAAAGAGCCUAAACUCCAAGAAUUGGCUAAAAAAGCCUAUCCACCACCUGUUAAGGUAAAGGCAAAUGCAGCUAACACAGAUGAAGUUACCCCCAGCAGAUUAGAUAUAAGAGUAGGUCGUAUUGUUGAAGUUUCCAGACAUCCAGAUGCAGAUGCACUGUAUGUUGAAAAAAUUGAUCUAGGUGAAGAAGAACCCAGGACGAUUGUGUCGGGUUUAGUUAACUUUGUACCAAUUGAAGAGAUGCAGGGCAGGGAUGUCGUGGUUCUUUGCAACUUGAAACCAGCAAAGAUGCGAGGUGUGGAGUCAAAGGGUAUGGUAUUAUGUGCUUCGGUAGAUGAACCAAAACAAGUAGAACCUUUGUUACCACCACAAGACAGUAAACCUGGGGAUAGAAUUGUCAUAGAAGGCUAUGAAAAUGGAGAACCAGAUGAAGUACUUAAUCCCAAGAAAAAGGUUUGGGAGAAAUUGCAGCCAGAUUUAAAAACAAAUGAGCAACUGUUUGCUGUAUGGCAAGGAAACAAGCUGCUUAGUAAGGUUAAUGGAAAUUCUGUAAUGACAAAGUCAAUGAAGAAUGCACCUAUUAAAUAA
Leptosia nina is the source of this 1335-nucleotide messenger RNA. The record is from the annotation of a GenBank genome assembly. Lineage: Eukaryota; Metazoa; Arthropoda; Insecta; Lepidoptera; Pieridae.